AAUAAAUACAAAGUGUCCUGUCAGAGUUGUUGACCACUGUGCAUGCUGUGUUAGGAGCCAUCUGAGCUCAGAGCAUAGCUGCAAAAUCCCAGUGACUGUACUUAAGCAGCUGCCACUGUCCAUCACCCAGUUAAAACACACAAGCGUGCACAUGCCGAGUGACAGAGCUGUCCCAGAGAGAGCUCAUGGUCGUCCCCGGCACAGAGUGAAGCAACAAGAUCAUCUCCUUACCUGCUGUGGGAUUCUAGCUGGCAGUUUGUUAUUUUGCUUCCUCGACCACAUGUUUUACUCAGUUUAAUCAUUUUGGAGCCAAAAUGAAGACUUUGGAGCAAAUAUUUGCCUUUCAUAUGAUUCUGGUCACCUCAGCUUACAGCACACAGAGAGCACCUCGUAUCAUCACUUUACUAGAAACAGUGGACGUUCUUCUUGAUCACAACGCCACCUUCAUCUGUGAGGUGGACUCAAGUCCCAGUGCUUCUAUUACAUGGACCAAAAACAAUCAGCCAAUCAUGUACUAUGAUAACCGAUACAUUACCAAGGAGCAGGGCCAGAUGUUGACCAUCCCUCAUGUGAAAGAGUCAGACAAUGGAGAGUACUGCUGCAUUGCCAGCAACGGCAUCGGAGAAGCUACAAAGAGUUGUGGAGCUCUUCAGCUGAAGAUGAAGCCCCAGAUCAAGCGUCAACCUACCAACGUAACUUUACUGAUAGAAUCGAAAGCAGUGCUGCCCUGUGUUACCCUUGGGCAUCCCAAACCAGAUGUCACCUGGCUCAAGGACGAUGAGCUGAUCAAGAUCAGCGACCGCAUCACCAUUCUUGAUUAUGGGGCACUAAAAAUUCAUAGAAUCCAGACAGAGGAUGCUGGGAUGUACCGCUGUGUGGCAAGGAACAGCUUUGGUUUAGCCUUUUCGAAGCCUGUCACCAUUGAAGUACAAACUCCAGCUCGACUCCUGCGAGUUCCAAAAGAGAAGAGAGCGGAUUAUGGUAGCCAGAUAACCCUGGAGUGCAAUGCCACUGGAAAUCCUAUUCCCACCAUCACCUGGCUGGAAAAUGGGAAUACUGUGUCAGGUGCCUCUGUGGAGGAGACUUUGGUGGGAAAUGUAAUACUCUCCGUUCUUAAAGUAACGGUGACAAAGUCGGCAUUAUACACAUGUGUGGCCUCCAACAGACACAGCGGUGGAGCGAACAAUGUUAAAAAAAGUGCCAGAGUCACCGUUACAGACUGGAGACAUCAUCAGCAACAACAGACACCAGGCAGUCAUAAGAGCAUCACAGGCUACUGCAGUGCAUAUCGUGGAGAUGCGUGUCGAACGAAUCUUAAAGACGAUUCUCUGGUUUUCUUCAACUCCUCCCUCUCGGACCCCGAAGCGAUGCAGGAAUACCUGGUUCAGAGCUGGUUGGCUGAGCUGGAAGGCCUCAGCAGACUGUGCAACCCAGCUGCACUCUCACUGCUCUGCCACUCUGCCUUCCCUGACUGCAACCCAUCAGGUGGCUCGGCCCCUAAACCGGUCUGCAGAGAGCACUGCCUGGCAGUGAAGGAGCUCUAUUGCCAUAAGGAGUGGUUAAAACUGGAGGGGACUGGUUCAGUUCAGGCUGGACUCUUAAGUUCAGUCACCGGGUCCCAAAUUUUCACGUCACUGCUACCCAACUGUCAGGCCUUACCAAGUCUUCACACUGACCCAUAUGGUUGUACAUAUAUCCCCUUUGCAGAUCUCCAAAAGGAUAAGAUAACAACAACAUGUUAUGAUGGCAGGGGUCGCUUCUACCAAGGCAGUGUGAAUAUCACAAGAUCAGGAAUACAAUGUCAACCUUGGAACAAACAGGUUCCCCACCAGCACCGCCUAUCGGUGGAUGUCAUUCCAGAGCUGAUGAAUUCAAAUAACCACUGUAGGAAUCCUGGAGGAACCAGUGACAAGCCUUGGUGUUACACCUCAGAUCCUAAUAUACGCUGGGAAUACUGCGUAGUGCCUCAGUGUGGGGAAAUAAUCACAGCACCAGUGAGGAAGCCAGAACUGACAGCGCCUGAUCAGAUUCCUCGUCCCCCUCCCACCUCGACAUCAUCAUCGCCAGCCUACUCCAUGACUGUCAUCGUUAUUGUCCUAACCUCAAUGGCAACCGCGGUCUUCCUCACAAUUAUCAUCCUUGGCUGUCAUAGGAGGAGAAAGCAGUGGAGGAACAGAAAGAGAAGAAAGAUUGGGACCCCAACACUGAGCGCUCUUCCAUCUGAGCUCUUGUUGGACCGACUCCAUCCUAAUCCCAUGUACCAGAGGGUUCCGUUGCUGCUGAAUUCAAAGCUGCUAGCCCUCGAGUAUCCCCGCAACAACAUCCAAUAUGUCAGGGACAUUGGGGAGGGAGCGUUUGGACGUGUUUUUCAAGCCAGAGCACCGGGCCUCCUGCCAACAGAACCUUUCACAAUGGUGGCUGUGAAGAUGCUGAAAGAGGAAGCCUCAGCUGACAUGCAGAACGACUUCCAGAGAGAGGCGGCGCUCAUGGCCGAAUUUGACCAUCCAAACAUUGUUCGACUGUUGGGUGUCUGUGCUGUGGGUAAGCCGAUGUGUCUGUUGUUUGAAUACAUGGCCCAAGGGGACCUCAAUGAGUUCCUACGUCGCCGAUCUCCAACCCAGUCUGUGCGCACCAUCAGCCGGGCUAGCCUAUCAGCUCGCAGUUUCUCCUCCAACGGAGAAGCAGCGUCUCUCACCUGUCCGGAACAGCUCUCUGUUUCUAAGCAGAUCGCCGCGGGAAUGGCCUAUCUGUCAGAGCGCAAGUUUGUCCACCGGGACCUUGCAACACGCAACUGCCUGGUUGGAGAAGAAAUGAUUGUGAAGAUUGCAGACUUUGGCCUUUCCAGAAACAUCUAUUCAGCUGAUUACUACAAAGCCAAUGAGAACGAUGCAAUCCCCAUCCGCUGGAUGCCACCGGAGUCAAUUUUCUACAAUCGCUACACAACCGAAUCUGAUGUGUGGGCCUACGGUGUGGUGUUAUGGGAGAUUUUCUCCCACGGGAUGCAGCCAUAUUACGGAAUGGGUCAUGAGGAGGUUAUUUACUACGUGAGGGAUGGUCACAUCCUUUCCUGUCCGGAGGACUGUCCCCUGGAGCUGUAUAAUCUGAUGCGUCUUUGCUGGAGCACACACCCAUCAGACAGGCCGAGCUUUAGCAGCAUACAUCGGAUACUGGAGCGAAUGCAUAUAAACAGCCUGAGUACAAAUGCAGAGCCUGAAGCUGACUCAUGAUUUUUAUUUAAGUGAUUGUUGCGUGAGGGAAAGCAUCAAUGAAACCGGGAUUGUAGUUAUAAUUUGUCACUGAGAACAAGGAUAAAUGUAACACUUGAUAAUGUUGACUUUGCUAGCCCUAUUUUUCUUCUGUGGGCAUCAUAUGUUUAACCCCUAUCCUGUUUUAAUGACAAACUAUGUUUUAUUCAAUCUUUUUUGCUUGACUUUUUUCAUUUUGGAGCCUGAAAUCAUAGAUGUACCAGCCUUAUAUAGGAGAAUAUCAAAGAUAUUAUUAAAAUAAGAAAAUGCCUCUCUGCUUGAUCCACCUGAUUUGAAUUAAUUGCAUAAUAGCAGACAGUUGCAUAACUGGGUGUAAAGUUUAAGAGAUGGAUCAUGUAUUUUUAAUUUUUUUUUUAAGUAGUGGUGGGACAUGUAAACCACCCAGGACUGGAGCUAUUUCUGAGAUGGAGAUGGAGAACAGAGACAGGGGGAGGAAUACAUCAAAGUACUUGUGAGUGCUUACCUGAGCUGAAAAUAUUGCUAGAAGACAUCACAGGAUGUCCACACCCAUGUACAUUUCUAUGCUACAAAGCAGAUCAAAGACAAAAAGACCAAUCUGAUUGGAAGACAAUGCAGCAGCAUCUGCAUGCACUUUUCUGAUGACAAAACGCGAAACUAUCAUUCCUCCCAUUGACAAUUUACAGGAUAAACUGAGCUACUCCACAGUGGUUUCAUGAAGAGAUAUAGAUAUAAAAAUAAGCAAGUCUUCUGAACUGCUUUUCAAAAGAAAAUUAUGAACUUGAAUACUACUUCCAAUGCUCUGAUCAAAUAUUGUCAAAUUGUGUCUAGCUUUACAAUUUUUUUUUUUUGCCCAGACAUACUACUGCUACAGUUUUAGAAUCAAGAGAAAAACUUUUCUUAAAAAAUUGAUUUUAAGCAUGUAGAAAUAAGUUACAAGCUGAAAAAUAUCAGUCACAUCAGAAAGGAAGGGUUGGCUAGCAUGCUAACUUUAGCCUAUCAGCAUGGCUCCUAAAGAAAGCCUUGUCAACAGGAGCAAAUAUUGUGCCUUGAUCAUUAUAAACUUGAAUGACUAAUGUUUCAGCUGCUCUCUUCUACACCAAGAGCUAUCUGAGAAUAUCUGAGCACUGUGCAGACUUGGUCACAUAGAGGGGCUCACACCAGUCAGUAUUGUGGAUCCCACACUGGGGAUGUGACUCACAAACCCCCAUGUAUUACACAAGCAGCAUGUGUCUAGUCUCGUUUCAUCAAGUACUCCACAGAUCAUUUGAAAAAGCAUUAAUAGAAACAACAAUCCAAUACUUUAUUAUUUUAUUGCGGAUUUGUAUUUAGACUACUGUACUUAUUCUCAAUUUAGUUAGUCAAUUUCUAAUAACUAUUUUAAAAAGGCUAGGAGGUUAUCUGUGUGGGAUGAAAACAAGUUAGGCUCUGAAUGAAGCUGAAUUAACCUUUUUAUUAUUUUUUUUUAUUUUUUAUCUUUUACAGUGUUUGGGAGAUGUAUGUUUGUGGUUUUUUAAUAGUUCUUAUAUAAUACCAUGUCCUUAGUUGUAGUCCCUUGUCAUGUACUAUAAAGACUUGAAUCACAAAAGUAUGGUCAUUUUUAAUAAUUUCAACAAGAGUUGUGUAGAUCUUGCUUUUUAUCAGUUUGGUUUUUAACAGUUUUAUUCUCUGUUUUGAAUUUUGAAGCUUAAAACAGAUCAAUGUCAUUUAAUAGAGAAAGGGCAGUAGCUCGAGAACAUCAUGCUACCUUUUUUAAAAACUUUACUGUGAAAGAAACAGUUUAUUCCACAGUGGCACACAAUCACUUUUAACUGACACUGAUCGUUAAAGUAUAUACGUUUUUAUUCCAGUUUGAGCCAUUUUUAUGAGGUUUUAUGUUUUCAUUGUUAGUUUUUGAUGGUCUUUCAGGUUUGCAAGAAAAACAAAAUUCAGUGAGUUUUGUUCAUAAAAUGUCUCAAUACUUGUUUAAUGGUUGUUUUACAAAACUACUUGGCAAGAUCCAUUAAUUUAGGUUCCUUAAACAUUAGUUGACUAAGAAUAAGCCAACAUUUGUCUGAAAGAGGCAACUGAAACUACUUUUAU
This is a messenger RNA of Gambusia affinis (western mosquitofish), 5306 nucleotides long. RefSeq names its product muscle, skeletal, receptor tyrosine kinase (gene musk). Gene Ontology annotation, biological process: protein phosphorylation; positive regulation of kinase activity; multicellular organism development. Gene Ontology annotation, cellular component: signaling receptor complex. The record is from RefSeq and is a predicted model, not a curated record. Bases 315 to 3227 code for a protein of 970 amino acids. Lineage: Eukaryota; Metazoa; Chordata; Actinopteri; Cyprinodontiformes; Poeciliidae. The transcript has 17 exons. Gene Ontology annotation, molecular function: protein binding; transmembrane receptor protein tyrosine kinase activity; ATP binding.